Molecule: messenger RNA, 1416 nt
Organism: Trichomonas vaginalis G3
Lineage: Eukaryota; Parabasalia; Trichomonadida; Trichomonadidae
Exons: 1
Coding region: 1-1416 (471 amino acids)
Source: RefSeq, a predicted model, not a curated record
AUGAGUGAUUCUCCACAUUCAAAGCCUCCUACGGGCUCAUUUAGAGAUUCACCAUUUCAGUUCAACAAUAUAACAAGUGAAACUCUUUAUUGUGCUCUUUUUGAGUUUUUGCAAAACUCUCAACCUAUAGUUGUUUGGAGAUACAGAGAUUUAGAGCAAAAGACGGAAUUCGACUUAAUGUGGUAUAUUAUGUCAGUUCCUAAUAUCGCUCCAACAUCAGAACCAUUUCCAAAACCAACAUUUAUGUCUUCAUCUUUCGAAAAUUUCUCAUUUUGCGCUAUAUAUGCAUUAAUUCCCGAUAUUGAAGCAAGAGGAUUCACAAGAUCAAUCUGUUUAACAGUUGUAACUCAAAAACCAGAAAUUAUUUACUCAAUAAACUCAUUAUAUAAUGAUAAACUCUUAAAUAUACUUGAUCAAGCAAGAAUAAACGCGGCAUCAUUAUUCAAAGCAGAAAUAGAUCCUCAUAUCGAAGCAAUAACUCAAUAUUUAAAGAAUACAACAAUUGAUGAAAAUGCGAAGCUACAUUUCCAAACAAAACUCGAAAAACUAUUAGAAAUACGCGAUAACUUUACAAUCGAAACUCAUUCAGUUAAAAUUUCUAAAGAAAGAUGCUUAAAAUACGCAACUGAAUUAAUUAACUACGAUUUAAGAAAAAUAGAGUUCAUGAUUGAUCUACCAGUGCUACAGAAUCAGAUUUUCUCUAUUUUGAACAUCCUUUCGCUUCCUACAUCAGUAAUUGCAACACAACUUUAUAUGCCGAGCAUUGCAACGAGUGUCUACGUUCCAAACAUCGAAAUACCAGAAGGCAGAGGUCUUCUCCAUCUCUACAAGAACAAUUUACUGAAAAAUUCCUUAUAUUCCAUCAUGACCGGCAAAACCCUCAUAAUUGUGUCCUCAACCCCCGAUAAUUGGAAGCCGUUAGCUUAUUCCUUGGCUAGUUUGUCACCUUUCCGAUGGAAAAACGACAUUUUACAAUUUAAUUGUCCUGUUAAGCAAACAGACUGUUUAUCAGCGACAAUUGUUGUUGCACAGAACAUAAUAGGCGCAGAUUCAUCAUAUGCUUCUGUUUUGAACAUGGAUUCUUUAGUAUUUCAGGGAAAACAGUGUCCGGAGAAGUCCUGCAUCAAUAAAUUCCAGUUAUCCGACAAACAUAAUGAAGGAACAUUUUGGUUACGUCUAAACUACGCAAUAAGGAACGUAAAAGAAAGAUUUUCCAGAUUUACUUUGAUUCAUUUAACGAGAACUCCUCCAAAUGAAGAGGAAUUGAACUCAUUGUUACAACAAUCAGGUUUUAAUCAGUGCGAUAUCCCAAUUUUCGCAUUUUGGACAGCUUCUUCUCGAAACUCUGAAAGAAGACCUCUAAUCAUCUCUGUUCCUCAAUCUCAAUCACAAUCACUGUUUUCAUCACCAUUCUAA